Molecule: messenger RNA, 1956 nt
Organism: Penicillium alfredii
Lineage: Eukaryota; Fungi; Ascomycota; Eurotiomycetes; Eurotiales; Aspergillaceae
Product: something about silencing 10 family protein
Exons: 2
Coding region: 1-1956 (651 amino acids)
Biological process (GO): maturation of SSU-rRNA from tricistronic rRNA transcript (SSU-rRNA, 5.8S rRNA, LSU-rRNA)
Cellular component (GO): small-subunit processome; nucleolus
Source: RefSeq, a predicted model, not a curated record
AUGGGCAAGAAGAGAAAGGCGGGUCGUCCCGCACAGGGCAAAGAGCCCGAGCGCACCAAGUUCGAUAUCGAAGAGCGAUUCGACGAUUCCGAGGAUGACUUCCAAGCCGGCCGGGAUCAGAUUCUGCUGGAGGAGGGCCCCGAUGCCAAAAGGCGGCGGAGAGUUGCCGAGCAAGAGGAGAUGCUCCAACCGUCUGACGAAGAAAUCCUCGGCUACGAGUCGGUGGACGACGAGGACAACGAAGAUGACGAGGAGGAGGAUUAUGGGGACGAUGCCGAACCCGAGGAUGACUACGACGACAUGGGCCAGCCGUUGACAAAAGAUCGACAGGGCGCCCAAUCUGACGAAGAAGAUGAGGGUAUUGCAGCUUGGGGCUCGUCUAAAAAGGAUCUCUACAAUACAGACCAGAUCGAGACCGAGGUUGAUGCCCUGGAAGAAGAACAGGAAGCCAAGAGAUUGCAGCAGAAACAGUUGCAGACGAUGAACGAGGCGGACUUUGGGUUCGACGAAUCCGAAUGGAUGGACUCCGGAAAGGCACCCGAGGGCGAAGCAGAGGAUGCGGGCGUGGUGACGGAAGUGCUUCCCCAGCUGGAAGUCACCGAUCAAAUGGGAACCGACGAGAAAUUGAAAAUUCUCAAGUCGAGGUAUCCCGAAUUUGAGCCUUUGGCCAAGGAUUUUGUCGAUCUUCAACGUAUCUUCCAGGAGCUCCAGAAGUCCGCGUCAGAAUCGGCGGAAGCAACAAAGGAAGAGUCCUCAGAUGAGCCACAGCCAUCUCCCGUUGCCGUCAUCAAACUUCGCGCUCUGUCUGCUUAUAUGGGCGCGAUUAGCAUGUACUUCAUGCUUCUUGCGUCCCCGUCUUCCGACACCACCAAUGAACACGCUCCGCUGUCCCCCGCCGAGCUCCGACAACACCCAGUCAUGGGCUCUCUCGUGAAAUUCCGAAAGCUCUGGCACACGGUGAAGGAUCUCACCGUUUCCGAGGCCCCCAAGACGACAGCUACUGUCAAGGAGACCAAACCGACAGCCGAGCCCGAGCCAAGCAAGGCCCAGAAACAACCUGCGAAGACAAAGGAGACCAAGAAGACAAAACAGAAGAAGAACCUGAGCAAGGCACAACAAGCAGCAGAGGCAGCACAGGCCGAAGCCGAAGCCCGCCGGGCGGAGCGUCUCCGUGAAACCGAAGCUGGCCUAGCUGAUCUCUCGAACCUGGUCACUGAGCCGGCGCGCAAGCGCAAGAGCCAGAAGACCAAGGCGUCCGCCAAGGGCGGCGACGACGACUCGGACUUCGGCGACGAAGACGCCCUCACAACGCGCGAGGCAGAGGAGAAGGCCAAGCAGAAGCGCUCGCUCCGCUUCUACACGUCACAGAUGGCACAGAAGGCCAACAAGCGCCACGCGGCAGGCCGGGACGCCGGUGGUGAUGCUGACAUCCCGUACCGCGAGCGUUUGAAGGACCGCCAAGCUCGACUCAACGCUGAGGCCGAGAAGCGUGGCCGACAACGCCCUGACGUCGGACAGGAGCUGGGCGGUGACAGCGACGACGAUGAUCGCCGCGUCGCCCACGAGAUUCGCAACGGCGACCAAUCCGGCACCGACGAAGACGAAUACUAUGACAUGGUUGCGGCCCGCUCCAAGCAACGCAAGGGCGAGAAGAAGGCCCGUGCGGAUGCCUACGCGGCUGCUGCCCGCGAAGGCGGCCACGUCGAAAUGCAGGAAGAGAUUGGACCGGACGGCAAACGCGCCAUCACGUACCAGAUCGAGAAGAAUAAGGGUCUGACGCCGAAGCGGAACAAGGACUCGCGCAACCCGCGUGUCAAGAAGCGCAAGAAGUUCGACGAGAAGAAGAAGAAGCUGGGCAGUAUUCGCCAGGUAUACAAGGGCGGCGAGGGCCGCGGCGGUUAUGGCGGCGAGAUGACCGGUAUCAAGAAAAACCUGGUCAAGAGUGUCAAGCUGUGA